Pipistrellus nathusii (Nathusius's pipistrelle) is the source of this 3060-nucleotide messenger RNA. The record is from the annotation of a GenBank genome assembly. Lineage: Eukaryota; Metazoa; Chordata; Mammalia; Chiroptera; Vespertilionidae.
AUGGAGUGGAAGAUUCUGCCCAUUCACUUGCUGCUGCUGCUGCUUUCUGUUUUCUUGAUUCAGCAAGUUUCCCCUCAAGAUUUAUCAAGCUGUGCAGGGAGAUGUGGGGAAGGGUAUUCUAGAGAUACCCCCUGCAACUGUGAUUAUAACUGUCAACUCUACAUGGAGUGCUGCCCUGAUUUCAAGAAGUUCUGCACUGUGGAGCUCUCCUGUAAAGGCCGCUGCUCCGAGACCUUUGAACGAGGGAGGGAGUGUGACUGUGACGACCAGUGUAAGAAGUAUGGCAAGUGCUGUUCCGAUUUCGACGAUUUCUGUGAAGUGGAUAGCCCCACACCACCACCAUCUUCAAAGGCUGCACCUCCGCCUGCAAGAGCACGUCCACCCAUCAAAUCAACCACCAAACGUUCACCCAAAUCAACAGAUAAGAAGACGACUAAGAAAGUUAUAGAAUCAGAGGAAAUAACAGAAGAACAUUCUGUUUCUGAAAAUCAAGAGUCUUCUUCCUCUUCUUCCUCUUCCUCUUCAAGUAUUCGGAAAAUCAAGUCUUCCAAAAAUUCAGCUGCUAAUAAAGAAUUAAAGAAGAAACCCAAAGUAAAAGAUAACAAGAAAGAAAAUCCUAAGAAGAAACCUGCCCCAGAGCCACCAGCUGUAGAUGAAGCUGGAAGUGGAUCAGACGAUGACGAUUCCAGGCUCACCCCAACUCCUGACACGCCCCCCACUCAAAGCACUAAAGUUACCACCACAACUUCCAAGGUUACAACAGUGACAACAGUAAGUCCUAAACCCAGCCCGUCACCGAAACCUGAAGCACCCAAAGACACAUCUUCAACAGCAAGUAAGGAGAAAACGGUUGAAACUAAAGAGACUUCUAAAACAUCAAAAGAGACUUCAGCUAGUACAUCGGAGAAGACGACCUCAGGUAAAGAGACGCGAAGUGCAGAAAAGACAUCUGAAGUUUUGGAAGCCACAUCAGUUUCUGCUAAAACUACAACUGAAGCUGAAACUACAACCACAACCACAUCUCCUUCUCCCACCACGACGUCCACCACCACCACCAAGGAACCUACAACCACCCCCAAGAAGCCCGAGCCCACCACCCCCAAGAAGCCCGAGCCCACCACCCCCAAAGAGCCCGAGCCCACCACCCCCAAAGAGCCCGAGCCCACCACCCCCAAAGAGCCCGAGCCCACCACCCCCAAGAAGCCCGAGCCCACCACCCCCAAGAAGCCCGAGCCCACCACCCCCAAAGAGCCCGAGCCCACCACCCCCAAAGAGCCCGAGCCCACCACCCCCAAGAAGCCCGAGCCCACCACCCCCAAGGAGCCUCCCACUCCUCCUGAGAAUCCUGCAGAAUCAACUCCCGAGUUUCCUGAAGAACCCACACCAAAGGCUCCUGAAAACAGUCCUGAGGAGCCUGCUCUACCUACAACCAAGGCUCCUGAAGGGACCAAACCUGAAACGACCACCACAUCAAAGGAUAAGACAACAGAAAAAAGCACGCACACUACAAGUGAAAUUACAACUGCCACAUCUACAACAAAAGAGACAGUAACUCCAGCAGAAGAAAAGACCACUGAAUCCAAAACAAGUACAACCAAACAGGUGACAUCUACCACAACCAAGGACACCACACCAGCCAAAGUUACUCCUCCGGAAACGACUCCUGCACCUGAAGUGACUCCAGCAGAAGAAAAGACCACUGAGUCCAAAACAAGUACAACCAAGCAGGUGACAUCUACCACAACCAAAGAUACCACACCAGCCAAAGUUACUCCUAAGGAAACGACUCCUGCACCGGAAGUGACGGCUGCACCAAAAAAGACGACAACGGAAGAGACUACAAAUACAUCUGAAGACAUAGUAACUACAUCCAAAGAUACAGCUGCUAAUCCUAAAGUGACUGCUAAACCCCCAAAGCCUACCAAAGCACCCCAAAUGCCCACCACCACCAAGAAGCCAAGCACAACGCCUAAGGUGACGAAGCCAAAACCGACACCAUCCCCCCCAAAGAUGACCACAUCAACGGCACCUACAGUGAACCCUGCCCUGCUCCAAACCACCACCAGCUCUAACCAACCUAGUAACUCAGAAAUGGCGGAAGAAAAUCCAAAGAAUGAAGAUGCAGAUGUUGCGAAUGCUGCUGGAGGAGAAAAGCCUUAUGUGAUUCUCAGGCCCCCAGUGUUAACUCCUCUAAUUAUCCCAGGAGCUGCCUUAAGAGUGGAAGGAUCUGAACAAGGCACUGACAACGACCCCAUGCUUUCAGAUGAAACCAAUUUAUGCAAUGGUAGAUCGGUAGAUGGACUGACGACUCUGGCCAAUGGAACAUUAGUUGCAUUUCGAGGUCAUUACUUUUGGAUGUUAAAUCCACUCAGUCCACCAUCUCCUCCUCGUAGAAUUACUGAAGUCUGGGGUAUUCCCUCUCCCAUCGAUACUGUUUUUACUAGGUGCAACUGUGAAGGAAAAACGUUCUUCUUUAAGGAUUCUCAGUACUGGCGUUUCACCAAUGAUGUAAAAGAUCCUGGGUAUCCCAAACAGAUUGUAAAAGGAUUUGGAGGACUAAAUGGAAAAAUACUGGGAGCUCUUUCAAUACCUAAAUAUAAGGAGAGACCUGAAUCUGUGUAUUUUUUCAAGAGAGGGGGCAGUGUUCAGAAGUACACUUACAGACAAGAACCCAACACGAAGUGCACUGGAAGAAGGCCUGCUCUGAAUUACCCCGUGUACAACACACAGGUUAGACAGGUUAGGAGACUUCGCAUUGAACGGGAUCUCGGAUCUCACACACACACCGUCAGAAUUCACUAUUCGCCGCCCAUCAGAGUCCUUUAUCAAGACAAAGGUUUCCUCCACAAUGAAGCCAGAAUAAGUACUCUGUGGAAAGGACUUCCCAACGUGGUUACCUCAGCUAUAUCCCUGCCCAACAUCAGAAAACCUGACGGCUACGAUUACUAUGCUUUCUCUAGGGGUCAAGCCUAUAACUUGAAUGUGCCCAGCAGGACAGCAAGAGCCGUUACUCCUCCUCCUGGGCAGACCUUAUCCAAAGUCUGGUACAACUGUCCUUAG